CACAUUGCCAGUCUGUUAUUGUUAAAUCAUGGAUUUGGAAUUUUCGUUAUCUCAUGCAUCACAUAAAAACAAAGCAAUCUCUGAUUGGUCACUGAACAUGUCAAUCUUCCUACAUGUCGAAGUCUCUUCCUGACUAGUUCUUUGCCAGAAUAUACAGACAAUACUUACACUAGUCAUAACUCUUUCUUCAUAUCACUAGUUCUUCAACAUCCCUCUUUUUUCCCUCAGCUAGUCUCCUUUAGUGUGACCUUGUGGCCAGUGCUGUGGUGGGCUCACCGUGACACUUCCAUGCUGCUGGGUGUCAGCGCUGAUGAUGGUUGGCCUUCAGUCCCAGAUGGCUCCCAUAUGUUUGAACACACUUCCAGAGUCUGUGAUUGAUCCCUUCGGCGCUAAACACCCUCACGGUAACGCGUGUCAGAGCGGACUGGUGCCAGCGCUGGUUCGAGCCCCUCUGCCCACUGUGUCACCCUCUCUGGGCAUGAAGCACUUCCUUCCCUUCCCUCUAGACGGCGGCUCCACGCUCAGCCUCAUUCCCAGCUUCAGCAGCAUGGAUCCAGUUCAGAAAGCUGUUUUGCAUCACACGUUCAGCGCUUCAGCCUCCUCUAAAAGGAAAGCUGUCUCGUGCGGCGUGUGCCAGCUGAGGUUUAACUCGCAGAGCCAGGCCUCGGCACACUACAAAGGCACCAAACACGCCAAGAAGAUGAAAUCCUUGGACGCCCCGAAAUGCCUCAAACACAAGAGCUCCCUGGUCACCAGGGAAAAUACCAACAAGGAGCCGCCUAGAGGACUCUCUCCCUCCACAGCGGCCAGCAACACUGACCAACAAGGUGGGAGUCCUGGUGCACCUGUGGCCCCUUCAUCACCCUCUUCUGCCCCGGGGUCCGGCCCCAGCGUGGAGCCCACAGAGCCAGAGUCUACCUCAGUGUCAGGAGGAGAGGACGGCCGCUCCAUCACGCCCAGCCCGGCUGAACCAGAAGAGAACGACCCCGCUGUAGUCAGUCCAGAGACGGAGGAUGAGAAAGCACUGCGUCUGCUCUACUGCUCCCUCUGUAAGGUGGCCGUCAACUCUGCGUCACAGCUGGACGCACAUAACAGUGGCACCAAACACAAAACCAUGCUGGAGGCUCGGAGUGGGAUCGGCUCCAUCAAAUCGUUCCCCAGGGCCGGGGUGAAGAGCAAGCUGACCGCCCCCACUAAAGCAGACACGGGCCUGCAGAACAAGACAUUCCACUGUGAAACCUGCGACGUGCACGUUAAUUCAGAGACGCAGCUCAAGCAGCAUAUCAGCAGCAGACGCCAUAAAGACAGAGCUGCGGGGAAACCAGCCAAACCCAAGUACAGUCCUUACACCAAAACCCAAAGAGGAGCCCCCAAACAGACAGUGAAGAUGCCGGCAGGUAAAGAGCUGUGUCCACCGCUGACCACCAGGAUAAUGCCGUCACACCUUGCAGCUGUCGCUGCUGCAGCCGCCGCCAUUGGCUCCUUCUUCCCGCUGCGUGCCUGCCAUAACCCCGCCCUCUUUCAGACUCAGUCCCUCCCCGCCGCGCUGCUACGCCCUGCACCGGGGCCAAUUAGGACUGCUCACACGCCUGUACUGUUUGCCCCUUAUUGACCUUUGAACUAUGACCUCUGGGGGAUCGGAUCAUUAACCCUUCCAUCUCCCCAUACCGAGAUCCAAUGCGCGAUAUCGCAAUAAUUUAAAGACAAAAAACGAACCAGGUAACUAUGCAUCAUCAAUUACAUGUGACACACUGACGUUAAGCUAUAAAUGUAUUGGUGGAGAUUUGAUUUUUAUUUUUGUUCUUUCUGUAUGGAAACAUCAUGAUUCAUCAUUAUCAUCGCUUAGAGUACAAGAGUGAUUUGUAAAUUUAAGGUGAGUUUGAGAACACCAUGUGGGAAAUGAAAAGUUGUAUUUCUCUGCUGUUUUGCACUUUAAGUCUAUCUGUGGUUGAUUUCAGUGCUUUAGAUGUCUAGAUCUCUCUGUUUCCAGCUGUUGGUGUAAAAGUUCAGCAGGGCUUCAUUUGUCAAUGGACCCGCUUCACAUUUCUGUGGAUCUCAGAAACGGUCACCAUAGACUUCUAUAGUUGUGAAUGGAAACUACAACAAAUAUUAUUUUUUGGUUCCCAUUAGCUUCAGUAGAAGAAAAGCAUUUCUAUGUCUUCAAAAAAGAGGAAGAAAUAUCUAUUCAUAUAUAAUAUCAACAAAAUCCUAUCAAAAUCAUAAUCAAUUACGCUGGUCAGAAAACAGAAAUAUGUCAUAUUUGUCAUCACUCCCUCAAAAAAAAUACAAAAAAAAUAAUACUUUGAAACUUUUUUCACUCUGAAAAUUUCUGUUUAUUUUCCAAAAUUAAGAAUUUAUUAUUAAUCAUACAUUCAUUUCAAAAAAUAAUAAUUGUAAUCGUUGUCUGUUCUUAAAAUUUAAUUAAUGAAACAUUUGUCAUCACUUCCUCAAAAACUUUACUGUGUAAUAAUUUGCACUCAGAAAUUUCUGGUAAUUUUACAAAUAAAGAAACAUCAGUUACCACAUUUAAUUAAAUGAAAGAUUUCCACCUAAAACUUAAAUGCAGAGGUAAAAAAAAAAAAAAAAAAAAGCAAAGUAUAGUGUUAUAAAUAUUCAUGAAAAUAGUACAAAAAAACUUGCUAGUUUUACAGUGUUAAUAACUCUGGAAGUGCAUCUGUGAAAAAGGUCCAUUAAGACAUAAUGGAAUAAUUUAUUGGUGGUGGAUCUGGCAGGUUUGGGACACUAACUGUGCAUUUUUUUAUACAGUUAAAACUUAGUUUCAGAUAAUAACAAAAAAUGUCAUGUGACUGAUCACGCUCAAGAUUGUCAUGUUAAUUCUGAUGUUGAUCUUAAGAAUGUUAAGGCUGCUGACAUCAAAGACGGUUAAAUAAAAGUUAAUUACACGGAUUUAAGUGUUUGCAUCCCAAUUCCAGAUCCAGAUCCAGCUUUUCCAAUAGAAAUGAAGCCCUGCUGAACCUGCUUGUGAAUGUGUGUGUGUGUGUGUGUGUACAGCAGAACUUGGGGAAGAUAAGAGGGUGAUUUCCAAAGUAAAAUGCUGCUGAUUUAUGUCAAAGCAAGGUUAAAAAUAUAGUGGGAUGUUUGCUAAACAGAUGAAUAUGUAAAUGUGCAGGAGUGUGUUUGCGUGUGUGGGUGUGUGUGUGGGGUGAGUUAACCGUCUUUUCACCUGAAGUCGUCCCUGGAAACAUCUCAUGAAUAUUACAUGAGCUACUGGGGCCACAAAGCUUGUCUGUCUCUUCUUGCAAUGUGAAAAACGAUAAACAUUUUCAAAUAAAGAAUCCUGCUUUGUUUA
Carassius gibelio (silver crucian carp) is the source of this 3310-nucleotide messenger RNA. RefSeq names its product zinc finger protein 385D. The transcript is spliced from 8 exons. The record is from RefSeq and is a predicted model, not a curated record. NCBI's taxonomy places the organism in Eukaryota, Metazoa, Chordata, Actinopteri, Cypriniformes, Cyprinidae. Bases 311 to 1612 code for a protein of 433 amino acids. Gene Ontology annotation, cellular component: nucleus. Gene Ontology annotation, molecular function: zinc ion binding; nucleic acid binding.